AAUAUAAGUAAAAGCGAAUUUACUAUAUAUAGUAAUAUAAUUUACUACUUAUUAAUUAAAAAUAAGCGGGUAAUAAGAAGUAUAUUAGUAUUAGAGGUCUAUAAUAUAGUUAAUAGCGUUAACUUUUCUUAUAUAAUUUUAAUAAUACUAAAGAAGAUUACUAAUCGAAUUAGUUUUUUAUUUAUUCUAAUAAUUAUUUAUACUGAUUUUUACUCGCUAUAUAAAUACCUCGUUAAAUUAAGAAUAACGAAAAAAAAGAGGCUUAUAAUUAAUAUUAUAGCCCUUAAAUAA
This is a messenger RNA of Colletotrichum lupini, 291 nucleotides long. RefSeq lists its product as uncharacterized. The transcript has a single exon. The record is from RefSeq and is a predicted model, not a curated record. NCBI's taxonomy places the organism in Eukaryota, Fungi, Ascomycota, Sordariomycetes, Glomerellales, Glomerellaceae. The annotation marks the transcript as partial.